Molecule: messenger RNA, 1029 nt
Organism: Trypanosoma rangeli
Lineage: Eukaryota; Euglenozoa; Kinetoplastea; Trypanosomatida; Trypanosomatidae
Product: pre-rRNA-processing protein TSR3
Exons: 1
Coding region: 1-1029 (342 amino acids)
Biological process (GO): maturation of SSU-rRNA
Molecular function (GO): rRNA small subunit aminocarboxypropyltransferase activity
Source: RefSeq, a predicted model, not a curated record
AUGGGGAAGCCAAAGGGCCGCUCUGGCAGAGACGAGGGGCAACGAGGCUGGAAGAGUGCACCCCGAGGUGGACCUCGUAACUGUGAGCCAUGCACCAACCCUUGUAGCGUGCCGUUGGCGAUGUGGGACUUUGAGCAGUGCGAUCCUGAUGCCUGCUCGGGUCGGCGCUUGUACCGUCACAAUGCAUUGCGUCUUUUAAAGCUGCGAGAACCCUUUCGUGGGGUUGUUCUCACACCAACUGCCACUGAGGCCGUGAGCCCUGCCGAUGCGGAUAUCGUUGCCCGCUUUGGUAUCGCGGUGGUUGACUGUUCGUGGAAGCAACUGCAUGCGGUGCCGUGGCGACAGAUGAAGAUGGGUGCUCCACGAUUGUUGCCGCUUUUAAUGGCCGCCAAUCCAGUCAACUACGGCCGACCAUCAAAGCUGAACUGUGCUGAGGCAUUGGCGGGGGCUCUCGCCGUUGUUGGCCGCAUGGAGGACGCGAGGUCCGUUUUGUCAUACUUUUCCUGGGGAGAGAGUUUUUUUGACAUUAAUGCGGAGCUUUUGGAGGGCUACAGCAGAUGCACCAACGUGGCAGACGUGGCGGCCUUUCAGGAACAGUACGUGGAAACUGAGGCGAGCGAAAGUGCGGCACGGCGGGAGAUUGAUUUAAAUAGUAUGGAUCUAAUGGCUGCGGGACCGCUAAACGUUAAACGGGGCAAACUAAGGAAUCGGCACACGUGGAAGAAGGAAGAACACAGUGAAGAAGAGGAAGAGGAAGAGGAAGAGGAAGAGGAAGAGGAAGAGGAGGAGGAAGAGGAAGAGGAAGAGGAAGAGGAGGAGAAAGAGGAAGAGGAAGAGGAGGACGAGGAAAAAGAGAAAGAGAAAUAUAGGGAGGAUGAUGAUGAGACGGAAGCUCAGCUGGGGAAAUUGGCAAUGCCAGGAGCUAAGGAGAGAGCCUGCAUUGCUAGGAGAGUGACUUCUUGUACGUUUUUUUUUUUAUUUGUGUGUGUGUCUGUGCGUGUGGUGCUCCUCCGGCGGGACGGUCAGUAA